Molecule: messenger RNA, 4205 nt
Organism: Bubalus bubalis (water buffalo)
Lineage: Eukaryota; Metazoa; Chordata; Mammalia; Artiodactyla; Bovidae
Gene: MATR3
Product: matrin 3
Exons: 18
Coding region: 503-3196 (897 amino acids)
Cellular component (GO): nucleus
Molecular function (GO): RNA binding; zinc ion binding
Source: RefSeq, a predicted model, not a curated record
CGAGGGCCCGCCCAGUAGCCGCCCCGGGGCGGGGCUCCCCUCGGCUCCCGGCUGCCCUUUUCCCCUGCGGUCUCUGCCCCGGCUGCUGUGUCUCUACCGAGCUCCGGACACGUGCAGGAGCAUCCAGCCGUGAACUUUCAAGCAGAUGCAGCCCCAGGAUGACUCAAAAGUAGGGCAUCCUUGGCCCUCCUGAAGAGAUGAAAUUAGUGGCAAGUGGACCAUCUAUCUGUAUGGCGUUAUCAGAUGCCUUUGCCUGAGUGAGAAACCUUCCUCCAUUGGGACCUCGGAGGUCUGAUGGCCCUUUGUGACAUCCAAAUAAGUAAUAGUUGUCUGCUGGUUCUCAGCUUGAAGAAGAUUCUGCAGUCCUUAUUGAUCCUUUUUCUUGGCGUUACCAUUUUUUGAAGCAAAGUUAACCUAGUUUUCUAGUUGAGCUUUCUUUUUGGCCAUCUUUAAAAAAAUUUUUUUUUUUUAAUCUAUAAACUAGACAAGAGAUAGUUCUACAAUGUCCAAGUCAUUCCAGCAGUCAUCUCUCGGUAGGGACUCGCAGGGUCAUGGGCGUGACCUGUCUGCAGCAGGAAUAGGCCUUCUUGCUGCUGCUACCCAGUCUUUAAGUAUGCCAGCAUCUCUUGGAAGGAUGAACCAGGGUACUGCACGCCUUGCUAGUUUAAUGAAUCUUGGAAUGAGUUCUUCAUUGAAUCAACAAGGAGCUCAUAGUGCACUGUCUUCUGCUAGUACUUCUUCCCAUAAUUUGCAGUCUAUAUUUAACAUUGGAAGUAGAGGUCCGCUCCCUUUGUCUUCUCAACACCGUGGAGAUGCAGACCAGGCCAGUAACAUUUUGGCCAGCUUUGGUCUGUCUGCUAGAGACUUAGAUGAACUGAGUCGUUAUCCAGAGGACAAGAUUACUCCUGAGAAUUUGCCCCAGAUCCUUCUGCAGCUUAAAAGGAGGAGAACUGAAGAAGGCCCUACAUUGAGUUAUGGUAGAGAUGGCAGAUCUGCUACACGGGAGCCACCAUACAGAGUACCUAGGGACGAUUGGGAAGAAAAAAGGCACUUUAGAAGAGAUAGUUUUGAUGAUCGUGGUCCUAGUCUCAACCCAGUGCUUGAUUAUGACCAUGGAAGUCGUUCUCAAGAAUCUGGUUAUUAUGACAGAAUGGAUUAUGAAGAUGACAGAUUAAGAGAUGGAGAAAGGUGUAGGGAUGAUUCUUUUUUUGGUGAGACAUCGCAUAACUAUCAUAAAUUUGACAGUGAGUAUGAGAGAAUGGGACGUGGUCCUGGCCCCUUACAAGAGAGAUCUCUCUUUGAGAAAAAGAGGGGCGCUCCUCCAAGUAGCAAUAUUGAAGACUUCCAUGGACUCUUACCGAAGGGUUAUCCCCAUCUGUGCUCUAUAUGUGAUUUGCCAGUUCAUUCUAAUAAGGAGUGGAGUCAACAUAUCAAUGGAGCAAGUCACAGUCGUCGAUGCCAGCUUCUUCUUGAAAUCUACCCAGAAUGGAAUCCUGACACUGAUACAGGACACACAAUGGGUGAUCCAUUCAUGUUGCAGCAGUCUACAAACCCAGCACCAGGAAUUCUGGGACCUCCACCCCCAUCAUUUCAUCUUGGGGGACCAGCAGUUGGACCAAGAGGAAAUCUGGGUGCUGGAAAUGGAAACCUGCAAGGACCAAGACACAUGCAGAAAGGCAGAGUGGAAACUAGCCGAGUUGUUCACAUCAUGGAUUUCCAGCGAGGGAAAAACUUGAGAUAUCAACUAUUACAACUGGUGGAACCAUUUGGAGUUAUUUCAAAUCAUCUUAUUCUAAAUAAAAUUAAUGAGGCAUUUAUUGAAAUGGCAACCACAGAAGAUGCUCAGGCUGCAGUGGAUUAUUACACAACCACCCCAGCAUUAGUAUUUGGCAAGCCAGUGAGAGUUCAUUUAUCCCAGAAGUAUAAGAGAAUAAAGAAACCUGAGGGGAAGCCAGACCAGAAGUUUGAUCAAAAACAAGAGCUUGGACGAGUGAUACAUCUCAGCAACUUACCUCAUUCUGGCUAUUCUGACAGUGCUGUCCUCAAGCUUGCUGAGCCUUAUGGGAAAAUAAAGAAUUACAUACUGAUGAGGAUGAAAAGUCAGGCCUUUAUUGAGAUGGAGACCAGAGAAGAUGCAAUGGCAAUGGUUGACCACUGUUUGAAAAAGGCCCUUUGGUUUCAAGGGAGAUGUGUAAAAGUUGACCUGUCGGAAAAAUACAAAAAAUUGGUACUCAGGAUUCCCAACAGAGGCAUUGACUUACUCAAAAAAGAUAAAUCCCGGAAAAGAUCUUACUCUCCAGAUGGCAAAGAAUCUCCAAGUGAUAAGAAAUCCAAAACUGAUGGUUCUCAGAAGACUGAAAGUACUGCUGAAGGUAAAGAACAAGAAGAGAAGUCAGGUGAAGAUGGUGAAAAAGAUACAAAGGAAGACCAGGCAGAACAAGAGCCUAACAUGCUUCUUGAAUCUGAAGAUGAGCUACUUGUAGAUGAAGAAGAAGCAGCAGCACUGCUAGAAAGUGGCAGUUCAGUGGGAGAUGAAACAGAUCUUGCUAAUUUAGGGGAUGUGGCAUCUGAUGGGAAAAAAGAACCUUCAGACAAAGCUGUGAAAAAAGAUGCAAAUGCCGGUGCUUCUGGAGCUGCAAAGAAAAAGCUUAAAAAGCGUCGUUUCCCAGGGAAUAUGGAAGGUUUUGUCACUCUAGAUGAGGUUGGUGAUGAGGAAGAUUCGGAACUUCAGAAACUUCGUAAAUCGGGCAUGGCAUUUAAAUCUGGUGACAAAAAUGAUGAUGGUUUGGUUGAAAUUAAGGUGGACAAGAUCGAGGAACUUGACCAAGAAAAUGAAGCAGCGUUGGAAAAUGGAAUUAAAAAUGAGGAAAAUACAGAGCCAGGUGCUGAAUCUGCUGAGAAUGCUGAUGAUCCCAACAAAGAUACAAGUGAAAAUGCAGAUGGCCAAAGUGAUGAAAACAAGGAGGACUAUACAAUCCCAGAUGAGUAUAGAAUUGGACCAUAUCAACCCAAUGUUCCUGUUGGUAUAGACUAUGUGAUACCUAAAACAGGGUUUUACUGUAAGCUGUGUUCACUCUUUUAUACAAAUGAAGAAGUUGCAAAGAAUACUCAUUGCAGCAGCCUUCCUCAUUAUCAGAAAUUAAAGAAAUUUCUGAAUAAAUUGGCAGAGGAACGCAGGCAGAAGAAGGAAGUUUGAGAUGUGCAAGAAGCUUAAUGAUUUCAAAGAAAAUAAUGGUUCUUUGUUUUUAAAUGUUAACCUUUUUUAAAUACAAUACUGAUAGUUAGAAGAAAACUAUUGUACUCUUUUGUUUUAGUGGAAAAUAAUAGAUAAUAGAUGUCUGUUCAUGUGUUAAGUGUUAGCGCAAAAAUACAUAUACGGUUAAGUUAAUGAAGAAUUGUUUUUGUUUUAUCAAAAUAGUAACAGACAGAAAUACUUUGUAGAGACUGACUUCGUAUGCUAAAGACACUUGCACCACUAAGAAAGAUAUGUAGAAGCAUUCAGAGAAAUGAAAUUUAGUAGUUCCAAGCUUCAGAGAUAUGUCAAAACUUUUGAUUCCAUUCAAUAAAGAACAAAACCAAUUGUAUUUUUAUUACUUUCAUCUGAAACAUUCCACAUUUUAAUCUGAGCCUUGCUUUUCAUUUGGAGUUUGAAGCAUUUUUGGUUUUGUUUCAUUUAUAGAGAACUUCACUAAUGUGAGAUUGGUAAUUAAAAUGCAGGUGCAGUUUUCUUUCAAUGUCAUGUUGUUGUUUAGGUAAUAAGAAAUAUUAAGUAAUUGGCUUUAGAUUUUGUAAUUUUUUCCCCUAAGUUCCUGCUAGAUUUCGUAUUCUAGAAGUCAAUGUAUUUUCAGUGAAAUGUAAAAAUAUUCCCCUUCUCUUUGACCAGUAUUAAUUUCUUGAGAUCUUAUUGCUUGUCACUUGAAUCCUGUAGCUGUCAUACAUCAUCUGGUAUAAGCAACAUUUGAUUUUUGAAGUGUGUAGACCAUCUCUUUGUAUUUUCAAGAUGUAAUUUUACAUUUCUGCAUUUUAAAAAAAGUUUGGCCAUAAUCUUAGACGCACGCUUCUAAUUCAUAUACUUGCAUAUGUGACCUUUGUGAACAGAAAUUUGCAUGUAUAAUCUGUGUUUACUUGUAACUUUCUGGUUAUAUACUGCUUAUAUCUGUGGAUUCAAGUUUCUUAAGUGAGUACCAAUAAAAAACAAAAACCUA